AUGGAAUUUGAUAUUGCGGAACACGUAAAAAGAUGUCAGCAAUGUCAAAGUCAUGGACCGUUAAUCCAUGCCCCGCACACCUGGCUGCACAGUGUCGUCACCCCAUGGCCUUUUCACAGAUGGGGACUUGAUAUCAUUGGACCGAUAAACCCAACCUCGUCGGGGCGUCAUAAGUAUAUCAUCACCGCAACUGAAUAUUCUACCAAAUGGGUUGAAGAUAUAUCACUUCGAGACUACUCAGGUGCAACAAUUGCCGCGUUCAUUAAAGAGUACAUCAUCUGUCGAUUUGGGGAACCUAUAAUCAUACGUUCAUAUAAUGGUACUUCUUUUGUUAAUCAAACUGUCAUGGAUCUGUUGGAUCAAUACGGAAUCAAGUUCCACACCUCGACUGUCUACUACCCGCAGGGGAGUGGACAUGCUGAAGCUACCAACAAAACACUAUUAAGAAUAUUAAGCCGAAUGGUAUAUGAUCAUCAUAGGAGCUGGCACGAACAGCUACCGCUUGCACUCUGGGCAUACCGCAUCUCCAGAAGAAGUUCCACAGGCGCGUCCUCUUAUUCCCUUGUGUAUGGAGAGGAUGCAAUACUACCAGCGGAAAUUUCUAUACUAUCUGCGCGUGUGGCCAUGGCUAGUCUCACUACUGCGGAUGAUGUCAGUCGAUUUGCAUACCUAGACACCUUAGAAGAACGACGGGCCAAGGCUGAGUGA
Messenger RNA from Papaver somniferum (opium poppy), 708 nucleotides. RefSeq lists its product as uncharacterized. Bases 1 to 708 code for a protein of 235 amino acids. NCBI's taxonomy places the organism in Eukaryota, Viridiplantae, Streptophyta, Magnoliopsida, Ranunculales, Papaveraceae. Gene Ontology annotation, molecular function: nucleic acid binding. The transcript has a single exon. Gene Ontology annotation, biological process: DNA integration. The record is from RefSeq and is a predicted model, not a curated record.